UCGCUCAGGUAACGGAGGGCUGUAAACUAUGUCACAAGCUGAGAAGAAAGGUGGGUUGCUUCGGAAAUCUUCUGCUAGUAAGAAACCCUUGAAAGAGAAGGUUGUGCUAAUGUAUGAUGAGAUCUUCACGACAGAAGAUCCCAGUAAAUGCAACCCUCGGUUUUGGGAAGAACUUUUCCUUAUGAAGGUGAAUCUGGAGUACUUAGAAGGGAAGCUGGAGUCUCUAGAUGGUGAAGAGUUAAUGAAGAUAAAAGAUAACAUUAACUGUUUGUUCCAACGCUGCAUCCGAGCCCUGGGAGAAGAACAUCCAAUAAGAGUGGUCAAUGCAUUACAGACACUAUGUGCACUUAUCCGUGGGGUUCAUCAGAAGAACAAAUCCACCUCUGGCUUUGACAUCAUCAACAUGCUGAUGGGCUUUGACAAGGCUGAGAUGUGCAUGAAGAAUCUGAUGGAGAGUUUGGACUCGCUCCUCUGUGCAGAAGGGUCUGAAAGCCUCAAGAGUUUGUGUCUGAAACUACUGCUCUGCUUGGUGACUGUAACAGAUAACAUCAGUCAGAACACAAUUCUGGAGUAUGUGAUGAUUAACAGCAUCUUUGAAGCUAUUUUACAGAUCCUCUCCAAUCCACCCAGUCGUAGGGAACAUGGUUACGAAGCUGUUGUCCUGCUUGCUUUAUUAGUAAAUUACAGAAAGUAUGAGUCUGUGAAUCCUUACAUAGUGAAGCUGUCUAUCAUAGAUGAUGAGGCCACACUGAAUGGAAUGGGUCUUGUGGUUGCUCAGGCAUUAUCAGAGUAUAACCGCCAGUACAAAGACAAGGAAGAAGAACACCAGAGUGGCUUUUUCUCAGCCUUGAGCAACAUGGUGGGCAGCAUGUUCAUAGCUGAUGCUGAUGAGAAAAUCUCAGUUCAAACCAAUGAGGCUAUCCUUUUGGCCCUUUAUGAAGCUGUUCACUUGAACCGAAACUUCAUCACCGUCUUAGCACAGAGUCAUCCUGAAAUUGGAUUGGUGACGAUUCCAGCAAGUCCAGUUCCAACAACUCCAGUCACACCGCUUGGUACUACACCACCUUCUUCUGAUGUUAUAAGUACUGUGGAACUCCCUCUGGAUGCUGAUGUGCAGACUAGCAACCUGCUGAUAACUUUCUUAAAGUACAGCUCCAUCGUCAUGCAGGACACCAAAGAUGAACACCGGCUCCAUAGUGGCAAGCUCUGUCUGAUUAUCCUGACCUGCAUAGCUGAGGACCAGUAUGCUAAUGCUUUUCUGCAUGACGACAACAUGAAUUUCCGGGUAAACCUCCACAGAAUGCCUAUGAGACAUAGAAAGAAAGCCGCUGAUAAGAACCUCCCCUGUCGGCCUCUGGUUUGUGCAGUGCUAGAUCUGAUGGUGGAGUUCAUCAUAACACACAUGAUGAAAGAAUUUCCCAUGGAUCUUUAUGUGCGCUGUAUUCAAAUAGUGCACAAACUGCUUUGCUACCAGAAGAAAUGCAGGGUGAGACUUCAUUACACUUGGAGAGAGCUCUGGUCAGCUCUGAUUAAUCUACUGAAGUUCCUGAUGUCCAAUGAGACUGUUUUGCUGGCAAAACACAACAUCUUCACCUUGGCUCUCAUGGUGGUAAACCUGUUUAAUAUGUUCAUCACUUAUGGAGAUACCUUCCUUCCAACUCCUAGCAGCUAUGAUGAGCUAUACUAUGAGAUCAUCAGGAUGCACCAGAGUUUUGAUAACCUGUAUUCCAUGGUCUUAAGGCUAUCAACCAAUGCCGGUCAAUGGAAGGAGCCAGCCAGCAAGGUGACCCAUGCCUUGGUCAACAUACGAGCCAUAAUCAACCACUUCAAUCCAAAGAUAGAGUCUUAUGCUGCUGUGAAUCACAUCUCACAGCUGUCAGAGGAGCAGGUUUUGGAAGUGGUGCGCUCCAACUAUGACACCCUGACCCUCAAGUUGCAGGAUGGGCUAGACCAAUAUGAACGCUAUUCAGAGCAACACAAAGAAGCUGCUUUCUUCAAAGAACUCGUUCGAUCUAUCAGCAUCAAUGUGCGACGAAAUCUGGCCUUCAACACCCUCAGCCAGGAGGCCCUCCUGAAAGAGUUUUCGACCAUCUCCUGAAGCUGAAUUAUCUACCUAUACUUCCUGACCAGUCCUGGCGUUAGUGCGCCCCUUCCCCAGCAUUGACUCUAGCUCCUGGCUGUGGAGUGGUCUAAUCCUAGUGCGUGUGUGUGUUUGCCAAGCAAGAGCAAGGGAAGAUUUGGACUUGACCCAUAAGACUGGGCACAGAGAACUAAUGCUGUGGACUGCCCUUGGAGGAGUAUGGGGGGGGGGGGUUUCUAUACUUACUGCUCUUCCUCGUGUUCACUGGUAUUCAGGGCUAAGAGUCCCUCCCAGGUAAUUAGAGCAAAGCACUGUUGAACAGAGUUGCUCAUCCUUCUGAUUCUCUAGAAUCUGUCUGAUCUUGUGCACAGGACUGAAGAAAGAAAGUGGUGUGUCAGGGAAACCAAGCCUUUGACAAUAAAGCGUAGGCUGGCUGACCUGCUGUCCUGAAUACACGUGCUGUGAAGCCCAAACACCAACAGAGGUAUUCUGAGUCUGCAGUCCUUGUACUUGUGUAAAGUUAACCCCAAACUGGUAUCGGAAAUAACAGCUGAGAGUUCUCCCCUUCACUCUGAGCUAAUGCCUGUUGCUCUGAAUGAUGCUUGCCAGAGCUACUCAUAGGGAGAUUUUGCAAGUGUCAAGCCCUUAAAACACUUGGUCUCUGGAGGUUCUAUUAACUCGUCCCUGGUGUUCCUACUGCCCAGUUCUUAAGGCUCAGGGGAUAAGGAUAUUAGUAUGUGUUAGUGAUUUGGGGAGGGGAGAGGAAAUAAGAAAUAAUGUCCUAUGCUUUUACCGCUCAUGUAAUUGCUGUCUGUAGAUGGGGCCGUUUUCCCCUGUUCCCAGAAGAUUGGCUGGUCUACUGAAUAGGCUUUCUUGAUUUCUCCCCAGUGACCUGCUACUCUUGGAUCUCCAUGGUGUUGAUAAGAUGACCAAGAGCUCCCACCAAAGUAUAUUGGAGAAUGCUGAUACUAUAAUCUCAUCCUUGACCUCUACCCAUGGGAAAGAGGCCAGUAUCUCUUAGGGCUGUUCCUGGUUCCAAAGAGUAUACUGUAUAGUUUCUGUGUAGAGAGAGUGCCUUUUCUUGGAUUGCCUGGAUUUCAGGGGCUGAGUACUUCCUACUUAAAAAUGCAUUUGUCAGUGUCAUCUUGAUUAUACAUCUACACAGCCUAAACAAAAUUCUGCAUUGACUGAAGCUACUGAUUAGCUCAUUCUUCCCUUCCAAACUCUACUUUUCCUAUUCUAUACUAAAGGUUUUUAUUGGGUAGGUAGGUAUAAGAGAGUUUUGCUUUGAGUCAGGAAGUUAAUUUGUCAGGCUUACAACUCUGGCCACAUUUAAGAGAAAGAGAGCUUGGAGGAGAAAAUCUGUGCUAUGCAUAUGUAAUUACUGGGACAUUCAGUUCCAUAUCAAUGUCUACCUAUUAAUGUGACUAAGGACACCUAACAUGGGUGGCCAACCACAGCUUCAGAUAUUUGCCAUUUCAGAAUUCAGUUUUUCUAACUUAAAAGAACAGUAAGGCAGUUAAUUCAUUGUGUAUAGAAGAGUUUACGUCUCCAUACUCUGUUAGGAAAUCAAAGGUUGGCAGUGCAUUUGGAGUGCUCCUCCCAGAAGGAAGAUAUCAGUGUUGGCAGGAUGAGGUCCGUUCUGGGGAGUGAAAGAACGUGGCUCCUUUCCUGUGUAUUUCCUUUCCCAUUAUAGAACUGUUUCCACCAGAUAAAACAGGAUUGGCUGAGCAAGGCUGGGACCUUUCUCGAUCGUUUAGGAGAUUAAUGUACAAACAGAUAAUCUUUCUGGGUUGAUAGGAAAUUGUCCUCUCCAGGCCCUUCCCCAGUCCAGUGAUGACUCCAGAGCGUGGCAGUAGUGAACUCUGAGGCCAGGCAUUCAAGAGGCAGCCCUUUUCUAGGGGAGAGGCUAUAAACUUCUGAAACAGCACCUGUAAGAUUCACGUAGAGUUCAUUAAAGGGGUGGGAAGGGAUUUUGUGCAGUGUAUUUGUGUUCUUU
Molecule: messenger RNA, 4079 nt
Organism: Gekko japonicus
Lineage: Eukaryota; Metazoa; Chordata; Lepidosauria; Squamata; Gekkonidae
Gene: ARMH3
Product: chromosome unknown open reading frame, human C10orf76
Exons: 26
Coding region: 29-2098 (689 amino acids)
Biological process (GO): regulation of Golgi organization
Cellular component (GO): cytosol
Source: RefSeq, a predicted model, not a curated record